Molecule: messenger RNA, 2565 nt
Organism: Ilex paraguariensis (yerba mate)
Lineage: Eukaryota; Viridiplantae; Streptophyta; Magnoliopsida; Aquifoliales; Aquifoliaceae
Source: the annotation of a GenBank genome assembly
CCGCCAUUGUCAUCACCACACUGUCCACUAACGCAACCUUUGUCCACCACGCAUAAUAUCCACCCUCCAACUAUAUCCAAUCGCUCCCACUUUCCACUCCCCACUCUUCCUCAAAAUUACAUUCCCAGCCCCUUUCCACCUGCCUGCAGCUCAAAACCAUCCAUCAAUGGCAAUUGGCAAAUACCAAAACAAAAUAGAUACACUAUACACAGACAAUACAUAAAGAUAAAGAUAUACCUAAAUUCACUGUCCAUAUCUUCACCGCUUAUAGAGAGAGGGUAAAAGAAAAAGAGGAGAGAGAAUAUUACGCACAUAAAUUCUGUCGAUACGUAUAGAACUUUCCUCAACAUUUUCAUCAUCAUCAUCAACAAGAAGCUUGAAGAUCAAGCAAUUGGAGUGUUUUUCAAUUCGAUUCUACAAGUUUGACUAUUAUGUCUGAGGUCAACGAGUCAAGGAGGUGGAGAGAAGACGUAACAAGUCCAGUCGGCGACACCGGAAUUCGGUACUCCGGCGCCGCUGUCAAUGGUGCCGGUAUUGGAAUUCCGGCGGGGGGGGUUGUUGGCGGUGGCAAUGCUGGGCGUGAAACUGAGAAUUGGAAGUUUCAUGCCGUGGAGUUUGCGAAGGGAUUGGCGGAGAUGAGUGUGGAAUUUGGGAAAGGUGUGAGGGAUGUGGUGAAGCAGAGUGUGGUGAGAGAGGACUCGUACCUUGUGAGGAAGUUUGGGAAACCGUGUCAGAAGAUUUGUGGUACUGUUUGUGGCAAAUUGACGUUCUUGAAUGACUAUUUGCCGGAGGAUCGUGAUCCGGUGCAUGCGUGGAGUGUGAUUUUAUCUGUAUUAAUUCUCGCCGUUGCAGUGCUAUAUGUAAAUAGAGAAGAUCGUACAGCUGCUCCUUUAAUGAAGAAACUGGUUGUACAUCCUCCAAGUGCUACUCGUGUGUUGCUACCAGAUGGUAGACACUUGGCUUAUCAGGAGCAAGGUGUUACAGCUGAUAGAGCUAGAUUUUCAAUGAUCACUCCUCAUUCUUUUCUAUCAUCUCGACUUGCAGGAAUACCUGGGCUUAAGGCUUCACUACUGAAUGAAUUCGGCAUUCGCUUCGUGACUUACGAUCUUCCAGGGUUUGGUGAAAGUGAUCCUCAUUCCAAAAGAAACCUUGAGUCAUCAGCUCUGGAUAUGUUACACUUAUCAUAUGCAGUGGGCAUUACCGACAAGUUCUGGGUGGUGGGAUACUCAGCUGCAAGCAUGCAUGCUUGGGCUGCACUCAGAUACAUUCCUGAUCGAGUUGCAGGUGCCCUCAUGGUUGCCCCACUAAUUAAUCCCUAUGAACUAAGCAUGACUAGGGAAGAGAGACGUAAAACCUGGGAGAAAUGGACAACUCGGAGGAAACUGAUGUACUUUUUAGCUCGAAGGUUUUCUUGGUUUCUUCCUUACUUCUAUCGGCAAAGCUUCCUGUCUGGAAACCUUGGUCAUAUAGAUGAGUGGCUGUCGCUGUCCCUUGGAAAGAGGGACAGAGCUUUGAUAGAGGAACAAACAUUUCAAGAAUUUUGGCAGAGGGACGUGGAAGAAUCGGUCAGACAGGGAAACGUAAAACCAUUCGUGGAAGAAGCUGUCCUACAGGUUUCAAAUUGGGGCUUCAGCCUAGCAGACCUCAAAAUACAGAAGAAACGGCAAGGGAAAAGCAUCAUCCUUUGGCUUAAGUCUAUUUACAGUCAAGCAGAAGAAAAUUUGACAGGCUUUCUGGGCCCAAUACAUAUGUGGCAGGGGAUGGACGAUAGGGUGGUCCCACCGUCAAUGAGUGAUUUUGUGCAGCGAGUUCUACCAGGGGCCAUGGUGCAUAAGCUCCUUUAUGAGGGUCAUUUCACCUACUUUUAUUUCUGUGACCAAUGCCAUAGACAGAUAUUCAUCACAGUUUUUGGAAACCCUCAAGGACCACUUGCUAUAGAAGUAGAUCAGACUACAAUCAACGAAGGUAAUGAUGACAUGGAAGAGGUAAUCCAGGAUGACUUGACCGCAGACAGAUCCCGUUCAUCAAGUUCAGUGUAACAAUUCUGAUGUGUAUAGCACAGCUUUGGUCCAUUGCUCUUGGAGGAAGAAAAUCUCAGUAGUCGUUUGUUUUUUUAUGUCGGUUGUAGUAGUCAAUGGAUAGAUAAGCAUAGGUACAAACAGGAUGACGGCUGCAAAGAAGAGAAACCACGGUUCAAUCAAACUCUGAUUCUUAUGGGUUUGGUAUACAGAAUUUGACUCUUAAAUAGAAAAAAUGAGAAGAUGCAAGGUAAAGUUGACAUUGUAUUUGAUAAAUAAUCCUGGAAUGUGGCAGCAUAAUCUCCAAAGGAAGCAAAUGUAGCUGAUAUUCAUGUGAAGCCGGUUCGGCUGCUUAAAGGAGGAGGAGCAGAAAAUCAACUGGACUGAAAAAAUGUCCUAUGUAGCAGUUUUGUAUCAGAAAAUCAAAUGUUUUUGGAUUUGAGUGAGUUUCGGAAUGUACAUGAAACCGAUUAGAUUGUACUGGUUGAACUUUUGCUCCACAUGUGGUCAAGCUUUGCAAAUGAUAUUACUAUAUCCAUGUUUCAAU